AUGCGCAAGAAGAAGCCCGCCGCGAGCAGCAAGAAUCGCUUCGGCGACCUGCCCGACGACCUCCUCCGGCACGUGUUGUCCUUUCUGCCGGCGGGUGAUGCCCUGCAGACCUGCGUGCUCGACACCAGGUGGCGCGACCACUGGAGGCGCACAACCAACCUACUCCUUGUCAUUGACCACUUGAGUUUCCCGAGCUUGGAACGUUUCAAACAGAUCGUCAAGCUCUUCAUCCACCUCCGUGGAAACUCACCUCUCGGUAAGUUCAAGAUCAACACAUGUCUUCAUGUUGACGAGGAGCACAAAUACACAAACACCAGGCUGUUGAUCGAGUAUGCUCUAAAGUGCCAAGUAAAGGAACUCCUAGUCGGCAUUGAUGUUGAUGAUGAUGACGGUGAUUUUGACGAUGACAACAACCCACUAAAACUCGAUGUGUCUCUUAUCUCCCAGCACUUGAAGACCCUGCACCUUAAAUUGGUUAACCUCAAACGUUUCGCUCUGGAUUUGUCGAGCUGCCCAGCAUUAGAGGAUCUAGAGAUGCAACAUUGUGACAUUGAUGCUCGCAGGAUAUCUUCCAAAUCACUACAACGGCUAUGCAUUACCGACAUUUGUUCCUUCCCCGCAGACUUCCGUGUUCGGAUAUUUGCCCCUGGUCUUAUCUCACUGCACCUUUAUGGUUUUAGGGGAUUGACCCCUUCAUUUGAAUACAUUCCAUUACUAGAAACAGCUUAUGUUUGGGUUGACUAUGGGUGCAAUGAUUCUUGUCGUAGUAACCAGCAGGGUUGUGAGCUUGAGAAAUGUGGUUGUCAUGCUUAUCCCAUUGACGAGGGCGUGCUUCUCCAUGGUUUAUCCGAUGUUGCGAAUUUGGAGUUGCUAGCUGAUAAUAGUACUGUUUCCUGGGACAGUCAUGAAAUUGAAGUGGUGAUGGUUGUGCUCCGGCUCACGGUCCUUCUUGAAGAUGUCGUCUUGGAGUUUGGUUGCGAGUUCUACUGUUGCUUGCCGCGGGAAUGCCAGGGAGGUGGCUCUAUGUCUGUUGGCAUGGCCUUUUAUUUGGCAAUGAGGACGCGUGUAGCUCGCCAGAGAAAGCUCGCCGGCGUGCUAGUCAGCAGCGAGCACCAAUGGCGGCAGUGGAAGCAGCACGGAGAGGCAGCGACUCGACGAGAUCUCGAGGCAGUCGGAGCAACAUUUGGAGGCGUACUCGACACCCUGCAGACCUGCGUGCUCGACACCCGGUGGCGCGACAUCUGGAGGCGUAGCACCAACCUGCUCCUAGUUCUUGACGAGUCUAGUUUCCCAAGCCACGAGCGUUUCAAACAGUUGGUGAAACUCUUCAUCAACCUCCGUGGAAACUCCCCUCUCGACAAGUGUGAGAUCAGUGCCUGUCCCGAGGAUGAGACGGAUUGCACGUACACAAACACCAAGAUGUUGAUUGAGUACUCGCUAGCUUGCCAACUUAAGGAGCUCCCCUAG
Messenger RNA from Aegilops tauschii subsp. strangulata, 1467 nucleotides. The record is from RefSeq and is a predicted model, not a curated record. NCBI's taxonomy places the organism in Eukaryota, Viridiplantae, Streptophyta, Magnoliopsida, Poales, Poaceae.